GGCAUCUUUGUAUGUGUGUGCGUAUAUGUUUGUCCAGCCGUCUGCCUAUUGUUCUGGCCAAGUCGGACACAAGAUCUGGCCAUUUCGCAAGCAGACUGUAUCCGUGAGCAUCAAUGCGGUUCAUGUGCCGGUGCAUUCGUCCAUGGACAGCACCACACACAAGACAUGCCCACACAGCACCCACCAUGCAACAACAAAUGCAGCUGGACAUGUCGUGUGUGCGUAUAUACAUGUCUACACCGAUGUGGAGAGCUCCGUAUGUGUGUGUGCCGGCGGUCUAUUUCUUUGCAAAGAAGUCGGUCAUCUUCUUCAUCCCCUUCACAUCUGCACACACACACACACACACACACAGAGAGAGAGAGAGAGAGAGGGAAGGCAUAAAAUGCAUUGAGACACGACAGCCUCUCUCAAUGCACAUGACAUUAUACCUCUCGGGUUGGCGGCUUUCGGUUUGGCUUUCGGCUUCGGCUUGGCCGCCUUGACACACACACGCACAUCGAUACAAGCAGCCGUCGGUCGUCUGCCUGAGCGUCAUCAUGUGUAUCUGCCUCGCCUUUUGUUUGGGUGCUGGGGGUGCUGCUGCAGCAGCGGCAGGCGGCUUGCCGAGGUCACUCUUGGGGCCCUCGUCGAUCCUGACAAAGCCGUGUGAACAGUGGCGAGGGAAGGAAGCAGACCCACGCCCACACAUGUGGUUUACUUGAGUAUGUCAGCUACGAUCUGUCUGAGUUGGGGCUCCAGCUGGGCCCUCGCCAACUCCGAAGCCACACCUCGCAAUGCACCUUCACACACACACGACACAGAUGAGCAGAGAGAGACAGGGAGGGUAUGUCGUCCUAGGCAGCCCAUUUGGCUAACUCGUGUUGAUGUCGAAUGUGUGUUCGCUCUGGGGGUCAUCGCCGACGUCGUCGGCCGCAGACGCCACACUACUGCUGCACACCUCUGCACACACACACAGCAGAGAGAGAAAGAGACAAAGGAAGACGGGGGCUGUCUGUGUCUGUGUGUGUCCAUCAAGCUGACCGUUGACGUAGAGGUUUUUGUCUUUGACCACCGCCAUGAUGCGAUCCAUCUGUGUCACACAGACAUUGACACACACCGCACAUAAAUCUGUGUGUGUGUGCCAUUGCUGCUGACACACUUACUUUCUUCUGAAUGAAUUGGGCGAGUUUGUCAUAGCUGAGCCGAACCAACGGCACAUCGUCACCAUCAGGACCACCUGACACACACACACAGUGGGUGGAUGGAUGCCCCCCACCCCCUCCGCUCUCUCUGUCUUACCGGGGAUGGCGUCGCAUAUGAGUGCUAUUCGGUGUCUGACGUCCUGUGUGCGCAUCAGCUGCGCCAUGACGGUGCGGCAGCCAUUACCGCUCUCGUCAACGUAGUCAUAGCUAUACCCCCCACCCCUGCCCUCCGCCGAUCUGUCCGUCGGGCUGCCGCCCCCACCCUGUCCACUACUGCUGCUGCUGCCGACAUCUUGGUGCUGCGAUGGGUGUGUGUGGCUGCUGCUGCUGCUGGCAGCCACGUUUGACGUGCGGUGGUCAGAUGGCGGUGGGUCGAGUGUCUGUGUGAGGGGGCAAUACCGACCGCUGCCCUGCUGACACACACACACACACAGGGAGGCUCCUAUAGAGUUGCGUCGCUCCCUUACCUCUCCCCUGGCUCGUUUGCGCAGCGGAAUGAACAGAAAGAGCGGAUCGAUGUGCGUCACCAAAUGAAGCCGACCAUCUGUGGGAACACACAACACACACAUCCAUCCAUCAAGAUGUGGCCCUCCCUCCCUGUCCCUCUGUGCGUACCAGCGAUGAGUGUGUUGCCGACGAACAUGGAGCACUCGCCCACCGCCCGGCGGCAGCUCACUACCUCCAGCACAUCGACGGCAGCUGCUGCUGGGGUGUUGCCAUCCCCAUUCCCCCCUGUGUGCUGCUGUGGCUGGCGGAUGACAUACAUGGCCGGUUUGCCGCAGCCGGGGUGCGGCAGACGCACCACAUGGUGGACCACACUCCCACCAUCGCCGCCGCCAUUGCCAUGAUUGUCGUCGAUGAGGCAAACGCGGCAUCGCUGCAGCACAUCGGGAUCUUCGUACGCCGCUGCUAUAGGGGCUGCUACUGGCGUGUUGAUGGCCGCACCGCCAUGGGCAUGGUGGCCUCCUCCUGCUGCUGCUGCCGGUGGUGGUGCCGGUGUGCUACGGUUGGCUGCGGUGGUCAGAUUGGGUGGCGGUGAGAUGCAGAUGUCAAUGCCCUCGUGGGAAGGGCUGUGCAUCAUCAUAUCGGCCCUUUGCAGGCCCUGUCCGGGGCGGAGAUUUACCACACUAAGCUCGCAUUUCAGGAGGUGUGGGUACAGAGUCCAAUCGUUGAGCUCAUGCAU
Vitrella brassicaformis is the source of this 2364-nucleotide messenger RNA. The record is from the annotation of a GenBank genome assembly. NCBI's taxonomy places the organism in Eukaryota, Vitrellaceae.